Messenger RNA from Mirounga angustirostris (Northern elephant seal), 7180 nucleotides. RefSeq names its product mitochondrial amidoxime reducing component 1 (gene MTARC1). Gene Ontology annotation, molecular function: molybdenum ion binding; molybdopterin cofactor binding; nitrate reductase activity. Gene Ontology annotation, biological process: nitrate metabolic process. The record is from RefSeq and is a predicted model, not a curated record. NCBI's taxonomy places the organism in Eukaryota, Metazoa, Chordata, Mammalia, Carnivora, Phocidae. Gene Ontology annotation, cellular component: mitochondrial inner membrane. Bases 252 to 1277 code for a protein of 341 amino acids. The transcript is spliced from 7 exons.
GGGCGCACGGCCUUGCAGCCGCCGGCCGCGGAAGGCGGAGGAGGCUGUGCGGCGCGGAGCCACCCCCUCCCACCGCCGGCGCCCGGGGGCCACCCCUCAGGAAGAGGCCGCGGCCCUGGGAGCGGCCUGCCCUUUGGGCUCCGGCCAAGGGCCGCACCGCCCCCGCACCCCCAGCGGCCGCCGCGCUCCCGCCCGCGGACGGCUGGGCGUCGGGGGAAGGCCCCGCCGGAGCCGCCCCCGCGCGCUCGGCCAUGGGCGCCGCCGGCUCGUGGGCUCCGGGCAGCCUCGGCCUCCCCGCGCCGCGCCUCCCCGCGCCGUCCCGGCCCGCCUGGCUCGGGGCGGCCGCGCUGGGACUGGCCGCCGUGGCGCUGGGGACGGUGGCCUGGCGCCGCGCGCGCUCCAGGCGGCGCCGGCGGCUGCAGCAGGUGGGCACCGUGGCGCAGCUCUGGAUCUACCCGGUCAAGUCGUGCAAGGGGGUGCCGGUGAGCGCGGCGGAGGGCACGGCCUUGGGGCUGCGCUGCGGCCACCUGCGGGACAGGUUUUGGCUGGUGAUCAAUGAGAAGGGGAACAUGGUUACAGCUCGACAGGAGCCUCGUCUGGUCCUGAUUUCCCUGACUUGUGAGGGUGAUGCCCUGACUCUCAGUGCAGCCUACACGAAGGACCUGCAGUUGCCCCUCAAGACACCGGCCACGAAUGCGGUGUGCAAGUGCAGAGUGCACGGCCUGGAAAUCGAGGGCAGGGACUGUGGGGAGGCGGCGGCCCAGUGGAUAACUAGCUUCCUGAAGACGCAGCCGUAUCGCCUGGUGCACUUUGAGCCUCACCUGCGACCGAGAAAUUCUCACCAAAUAUUGGACGUGUUCCGGCCCACCGACCAGAUUGCGUACUCAGAUACCAGCCCAUACUUGAUCCUUUCUGAGGCAUCGUUGGCAGAUCUCAAUUCCAGGCUGGAGAAGAAAGUUAAAGUGACUAACUUCAGGCCCAAUAUUGUAAUUUCAGGGUGUGGUGUCUAUGCAGAGGAUUCGUGGGAUGAGCUGCUUAUUGGCGACGUGAUAAUGAAAAGAAUAAUGGCUUGUUCCAGGUGCAUUUUAACCACGGUGGACCCAGACACCGGCGUCAUGAGCAGGAAGGAGCCGCUGGAGACCCUGAAGAGUUAUCGUCUGUGUGACGCUUCUGAGCAGAAGCUGUAUGGAAAAUCACCUCUCUUCGGGCAGUAUUUUGUUCUGGAAAGCGCAGGGACCAUCAAAGUGGGAGACCCUGUGUACCUGCUGGGCCAGUAGUAGGAGUCAUGUCCUAGAAUGUCAGGUACCUUUGAAGAAAUGUCCUCAAAAAUGCCAACACUGGAAGCAAAGUUCUGGAACUGAUACCUCAGCAUUUCCUUUAGGUCUGUGACUUCCAAGCAUUUCGUCUUUUGGACUUCCUGGUGCCUCAGUGCCCCCUAGUGCCUUGGUACAAGGCAAAGAAAUACAGUCGUGGUAACUUAAGAGGACUUCAGUAAGCCACUUAAAUGACAAGAUAAAAUUCUGAAAACCCCCUGUGUAACUGUGACUGUGGGAUUCCUGCUCCUUCUUUUCCAUUUACCUAUCCAGAGGGCUAACCUCCAUAAUCUCAUUACCACCCUGUAGGGAAAGAGAAGAGCAAGAGGAAGAGUGGUCAAGUGAGGAGAAUGUUCUGGAAGAAUGCGAUGGAAACGAACUAGCUCCCAGAUAAGGCUGGAGGGUCACAUUACUUUUCUCCUCAAGCCCCAGACUAGCUUUUGAGAGGCAGAAAGAGCCUGACCUUCGGGAAGUGCUUGAGAUGUUAAUUUUCCAUAGGUCAUCUUGGAUCUGGCACUGUUGCUCCUCAGGCAACGUCCAUGAGGGUUAGAUGGAUCCUUUGUAGCAUGCGGUGUCUCUGGGCUGGAGAACAACAUACGUGCCAGGGUAGAAAAUCAACUCAUGAGAGCAGCCUUUCUGUCAGACUCUGAUGUGGAACAUGUGAAAAGCAAGACAAAAACUUCCUCGCCUUGAAACAAAACACCAAAUACAUCUCAUUAGUAAUCCCAAAGUUUUCCCCACAUAGGAGAGUGGGCAGUAGGACUAGGGAGGGGAAGAUCCCUAGUUUGAUGUCUGAGAGGCUGUUUAAUGUUGCCCAGGGAAAUGAUGGUGUCCUUCUUGGCAGAAGAGCAAAAAGAAGGGGAAAGGCGAGGAUGCCACCUAGUGGUGGUGAAUGGUAGCUCAGCCCAUGCUGUGGAAAAGAUUGAAGAAAAUACCUGUGGAUGGGUUUUAAUUUUCCAUCCCUGAACUUCUUUUUUUUUUUUUUUUUAAAGGAAGUGGGGGUACCCUCCAGGUGCUCUCUGCUUCUCGGUUGUAAGUAUUUGAUUCUCUAAAAGCUCUCAGGAGGGUGGCCGUGCUGUCACAAAGCCCUCCGGGAUCCUUGCUGGUCUCAUCAACUCAUGACCGGGUCCACCUCCUCAAAUUCAGGGUGAGAAAGUUCUGGAGUCCAUGGAUGAGAAGAAAUGUGAUUUUGUGAUGUGAAAUAAACCCCUGAAAACCUUUCAAAGGAGAAAAAGAAAGCAUGUUCUAGUUCAUUAAAAACCAAGACCUAAUCUUUCUACUGAUCCAAUGAUUUAACUCUAAGUUGAUGAACCAUUUCUUUCACUGGCAUUUUGUCCCUAGGAAGCUGACCAAAUCAUGAAAAAAUGUUCCCAAACUGUAAGUAAAUGGAAGCUACUUUGACUAGUUUCAGAUCUUACUAACUUCUUGGCACAGAAAUCAGACUCUGAAGCUGACUGAUGUGAAUGGGCAAAGCCAAUAAUUCUGUCGCCUGACCAGACCCGGGUCUCUUACAAAUGGACCUGCUCACACACAGCUUCCCCAGGCAAACACCCAUCUUUGAUGGGCUGUCAAGUGAACAUGCUUUUUACCAAAAGCUGUGCAUUUUCCACGUCGGUUUUUAUAAAAGAGGUUAGUAAUCACUGGAAUCUAGCCUAGCUCUGAGGUAACGUUAGAAGUGAACAGGUGCAUAUGUAUAUGUUUUCUGGUUGGCGAAUUCUUGCAAUUUGUGUUCUGUACACUUGGCGUGAAGUGCAGAAUGAAAACAAUCCAUCAGGUAAUCUGGCCCACCACCUUCCCCGAUAAAUCCACUGUAAGCUAAAACUACAGAUAGAGGCAAAAAUAAGAGUUCAGCAAGUCACGUUCCUAAUGGGGCCUUGGGGCCCCACGGCAGAAGGCACACAGGAUUUAAGAAACCAGGUGAAUACGGACUCUGAGGGCAGCCAAGAGCUAGGCACUGGUGAGAAACUCAAGGCUCGUUUGGUGGCUGUUCCUAGAAUUUGUAAUCGGUGGCAAGCUGAAUGCCUUCGACCUGAAUUUCUAACCCUUUGUAAAUAGUGACAUCCAAUGCUUCAGUGACCCAUUCUGUGUCAGAGGCCACCCUUCCUGCUGACCCUGUCAUUGUCUGCAGUGCAGAGCAAUCCUCAAAUGGGGGGGGUACCUGGACACCAUAAUUUGUUGGGAGUCCCCUUCUGCCCCUCAGAGUGUGAGGAAGAUUCCUGUCUGGAGAGAGAAGUUCCAAUGACCUCUAGAAUCUCAGAGUAGUUGCCAAGCUUUCUGUCAGUGAGAUUUAAAAGCCAUUUACUUGUGUUUAUUUUAUAUUUAAUGAGUUAGUUCAUGCCAAAGGCCAGGCUGAUGUCUCGUUUAUUUUGGAUACUGAACAUUUGCACACAAUUCCACUUGAAAUAUAGGAUCGGGAAUAUAGACGAUCACAGACCCUCAGAAAGGUCUUACAGCUGUGGGUGAUGGACAUUUGAGGUCAGGCCAAAAUAUCCACUCUUGGUGGGUGUUGUAUUUCAUUCUGGGUGGCGACUUUGUGCUGUAAUCACAGAGAGAAUUACCAACCAAGAGCUGGAGAUCCUGAAGAGAAGAGUGUGGGAAACGCUCUACUGGGCAGACUGCUCGAAGGCUCACUUCUGUGGCUGUUCAGAGAAAAAGUUGGAGCUUCACAACCAGGAGACAGAGCAGUGACUUAGACACAUAGGGCAGAAAAAAAUCAGGUUAGGCCUGAUGGAAAUCAGGCAGUUGUCUGGCAAUGAGAGAUCCUCCUCCUGUCUUUCUGCCCUGGAGGAUGUGGGGGGCAGGGUGGGGAGGUGUGCUUGUUGGGGACUGCCCAUUUGGUAGUACCGUGUGGAGGCCAGUCCAGCUUGUGACUUUGGGAAACUAUCUGUGAGUCUGUCACCAAGAGUGAUGGCAGGCUGGAGCUCCUGACAUGUGUCCCCAGAACUCUGAUAGUAUGACAAAUUGGAGUGGUCCAUGAUGGCAGAGAGCAGAUGGUCAAGAGUCACUCAAACAUGCUGGAGGGGCUCUCACACCAGGCUUUGACUGUAGGUCUAACCAGGCCAUUGGGGCCUUACCCUAACACUAUACUUCCCUAGGUUUUUUUGGUCCAUGAAAUUCUGGAACUUUGCCUAGAGGGAUGCUCCUAAAAAAAGAAUUCCAUGGACCUGUAACUCUGGCAAGUCCUGUGUGCCUCCUUUUAGAUUUCUUCAAAGGCCUAGCAACUCAUUGGAGGCUUGGGACCUGCAUCGAGGAAUUCUGUUUAACGCUGCCCUCCUCCAAACUCCUAUCUGACCCCGUCCUGAGAAACCUGUUCUGACCUCCAGAUCUCUCAAGGGGGCACCAGCCAGGGGCAGGGAAUCACGAUUAGCAAGAAUGCUGCACUCAUGAGAAGGUUGAGGAAGUUAAAAGAGCCCCCAACCACAUGAAGGAGGCCUCUCUUGGGUUGCUUCCUCUUGUCUUCUCCCUCGUCCCUGGACUGAGGCUUAAAAGGAUAAAGGAGGUGUGGAGAGAGCGUCUUAGACCAGCUUUCCUAAUAUGGGCCUUGGGGAGAUGCAUUCCUUUUCUUUGGACUCGUUUUCCAAACCUGCCUUCAUGGAUGGAUAGGGUGGGCCAGGGUUGAGGGGGUGGACACAGAAUCUAGUCUUGGCCUUACAACAAUACCACACCAGUUCUCCAGGAUGCUUUAUGCACCAGGGAGGGGCACUAUCUUCCCACCUGUUAGCUUUACCUUUCCCACGCAACUUGUCAACUAGAGUUGCCUCCCACUACAUUAAGCAGAACUACCCCAGGGGUCCUAUUGCCUCCGACCAUACAUAUAUACUCACUUUAUCCCAUGCUCUUAUAUUUGCAAGAACAUUGUUUGCUUCUACCACUUUCUUAGAAAUGGACAAGUGAGUUAUGGUAGUGUCUGAAGUUGCCCAAUUUUAAGCAAGGGGAAGAAUCUGGUUGAAGGAUUCAACAAAGGCUCUUGGAAUUGGGAUAAUAGAAGUGUACCUGAUGUAUCCCUUUGUUUGCUUUGACUGCACUGUCUUCGGAGGAAGAGGCCCAGCCAACAGCUUUGACUAUGAUCCUGUUCUCCCUCAAAACACAGCUGAUAGGGGACUGGUGGGGCCAUCUGGUCCCAUCCUCUUCGGCCUAGCUCAGAAAGAGGAGUUGCCCUAAUCACAUUAUUAGUCUUCCUGGACAGGCUGUAGUAACAAAAGGGGCUGAAAAGUGUCUUCUCAUCUAACUUCUUCCAAGGUUGAUUUUGAUGGCUGGGUCAAGUUCACUCACGUUUGGCUAUUGACCAACCUAAUUUAUUCAUUCUUGGUGGUCCUCAGUCGUGCUCCCUUACCGUCACAGGGCAUUCUAGACUGCUCUUCCUCCUACCUCCCUCCUGAAGCCCACAGCCUCUGAUUCUUUCCCUUCAUUUCCUGCUCUAUGCCCUCUACCAAUCCCUGACCUGUAUCUUCAGUAGUCCAGACUCCAGUCCUGGGGGAGCCCUGUGGGAUGUAAGUCAAGGCUAACUUCUCUCUCUCUCUUUGGGAUUUGCUGGGAGUAUUGUAAAUAAAGUGUUGUCAUAAUUAUUUCUGAUUAAUAUUUUUACACCUAAUAAAGUUUCAAAGGGAUGGUGUUUACUUGGUCUAGGGGAGGGGCACCUUCCAGAUGACUUGCCCAGCAAUUAAAGCGGCUCGUUAGUCGGAGGCCCGGGAUGGCCGAGGACAGCUGGAGAGCUCUUCUUUGCAAGCAGCUCUGGUUAACAUCAACCAGGAAAGCUCUUUGUAAACACAUGAAUAAUUGAUCGUCCAGCGCUCACAUAGCUACUGAGGAUCUGAGCCUGUAUGACUCAUUUGCAAGCCAGCCCUGUCGUCUGGAUGCCAUAACAUUGGAGGAAUGAUGAUUGUUUCUUGGAGAUUCUUCUGUGGCCAGAGUUGCCAAGACCAAGGCUGUAAUGGUUUGUUAUGAUGACCUUUGUUAUUCCAUUAGGCUCAAUUGCUUUAAAAAAUGAUGUGUGCAUACUUUAGGAACGUUUUUACCCUUUACGUUGACCUGACAUCAUAGUUUAUAUUACAAAAUGUAUUAAUGACAGAGGAGUGUUUUCAUGUCCCGAGGACAAAUUUUAACAACCAUAAUCUGCCCUUAGUCAUCAUAAAUAUAAAUGUAUUGGUCAAACAGAUCUCGUUAAUGUGGCCAAGAUAAAUGCAAGUCUAUAUUUUUAAGGCAGUUGAAGUUCUAGAGAAUAUUUGGGGCUUUCUGUAGGGCUAAGAGAUCUUGUAUACGUGCUAUCAAAGGGCUGAGAAAAUUAACAUGUUUCCCCCUCUGGUUUUUUGUUGGACAGAUAUAAACGUCUUGGGGUUGUCAAGUAAGAUUGUUCACAUAGUUUCUGGACUCCGUUAUGCCUGGUGGGGUGAAGCUUAGUUCUUAAAGCUGUCUUCUUUUCAUUAUGCUCACAGUGCUUCUGAAAAGAAACAAAAUAAAGAUUUCAAGACUUAGCAAUGUGUUGCUCAACCCCAUUUUCCUGUAUUACACUGUGCCUUGAAGUUUUAGUUUUAUGAGUGCCCCCUGACCCACCAUCUUGCUUCCUGUGGGAGGAGCCCCCUUUCAACGGAUGUACAGCUGACAUUUUGCAGUCGAUAUGCUGGGCACGGGCUGGGUCGAACACUUCGUCUUCCUCUCCGUCAUGCCGCGCUCAGAAGUGUUGGCCGUCGCUGGUUGUGUCCACAUUUCAAGCUUCUCAGGCAGAAAAUGAACCUUUAUGUAGAAUCCUUUUUAAUUGUGUUCUUAGUCUGAACCAUGAAAAUGUGUUUAAGGCAGGGAUGUCUCAAAUGCCAGUCACUGAGAGAGCAGACUGUUUACAGGGGGAGUUCGUCUCCCCUGAAUAUGGCAGA